AUGUUGAGUUGUUCGAAAACAAUCCUAAGCUUUUUCUUCUUAUUUUUGCAGUUUAAUAGAUUUUCGACUGCAUUCGGGGCAAAUGAAGAACUAAAUAUUUUAGAUCACAAUAUAAUGUUGGUUAAUACUAAUGCGACAGUUCCUAAAGUGGAAAAAAUCAAUUUUGAAGCGACUCCUCCAGCAAAACAAACUAAAAUAGAAGACGAUUGUAAAAAGGGCUUAUAUCAUAUUGAAAAUGCUGCCAGUUUAAACGAGUUGCAAUCAAAAUGUUGGAAGGUCAUGGGAAGCAUUGAAGUAUCGAGUAACUUUAGUGAAUCUCUUGUUGAUUUGGGUUCAAUAAAAGAGAUAGAGGGGGAUCUGAUAAUCAAAAAUAAUAAACAUGUAUUCAGAAUUCAAGGUUACAAUUUAGAAUCCUUACGAAAACUGGAAUUGCAUAGUUUAACUUCCUUUGUGUCCUUAGACUUACCUGCUUUAAGAGAGGUUGAAACGGUGGAUUGGAGAGUUUUGCCCAUUCUAAGUAGUGUUGUCAUCAAUGGGAAUAUUAAAAAGGCCAAGGGCAUAAUAAUAUCUGACACCGCAUUGACUUCUAUUGAUUAUUUCAAUAAUGUCAAGGAGGUGGACAUCUUCAAUAUUAACAAUAACAGAUACUUGGAAACUUUGUCCACAAAGUUAGAAAGUGUUACCAAACAACUAAGUGUUCAUUCUAAUGCCAAAGAACUGCAACUUGAUUUGAGUAAUCUAUACACUGUUGAAAACAUGACCGUGAAAGAUGUUUCAGCCAUUAAAGUGGCCAAACUUUCCUCAGUUAAUAGUUCCCUAGAGUUCAUUGAGAACCAAUUUUCAAGCCUGGAACUCCCUCUUUUAGCAAAGGUUCAAGGAACGUUGGGUUUGAUAGAUAAUAAAAACUUAAAAAAGCUCGAUUUUUCAAACGUGACCGAUAUUCAGGGAGGGUUCAUGAUUGCUAACAAUACUGAGCUGGUUAAAUUUGAUUUCUUUCCCAAAUUAAGGCAAAUUGGUGGCGCUAUCUAUUUUGAAGGUAGCUUUGAAAAAAUUGAUUUCCCAGAGCUAAAGUUGGUGAAAGGCAGCGCUUAUAUCAAGAGUUCAUCUGAUGAAUUAAACUGUGAAGAUUUUACAACGCCAAAAAGUGGCCGCUCAAUCAUAAGAGGUGGGAAAAUCGAAUGUACAUCUGGUAUGAGAAGUAAAAUGUUGAACGUUGACGAGGAUGGGAACGUGCUAGGUAAACAGGAAUCGGAUAACAGCUCUGAAAAAAAAGAAAAAGGCAGAAACGGUACUAAGAACCAAGGAAGUUCAAAAAAGAUGGAAAAUAGUGCUCCAAAGAAUAUCUUCAUUGACGCUUUCAAAACAUCAAUUUAUACUGUUUUAACAGUAUUAUUCGCAACAGUUUUCUAG
Messenger RNA from Saccharomyces kudriavzevii IFO 1802, 1410 nucleotides. It is a transcript of the gene SPS2, whose product is annotated as Sps2p. The record is from RefSeq and is a predicted model, not a curated record. Bases 1 to 1410 code for a protein of 469 amino acids. The transcript has a single exon. Gene Ontology annotation, biological process: ascospore wall assembly. Gene Ontology annotation, cellular component: fungal-type cell wall; plasma membrane. NCBI's taxonomy places the organism in Eukaryota, Fungi, Ascomycota, Saccharomycetes, Saccharomycetales, Saccharomycetaceae.